Molecule: messenger RNA, 1378 nt
Organism: Phragmites australis (common reed)
Lineage: Eukaryota; Viridiplantae; Streptophyta; Magnoliopsida; Poales; Poaceae
Product: glutamine synthetase root isozyme 5-like
Exons: 11
Coding region: 107-1180 (357 amino acids)
Cellular component (GO): cytoplasm
Molecular function (GO): glutamine synthetase activity
Source: RefSeq, a predicted model, not a curated record
ACCCCUCGCGUCUCCCGGCUUUGCACUCAUCCCUUGUGCCUUGUGCUCAUCACUUCUUCUUCUUGCCUGCUAAGAUCUCUUGCUUUCUUGCUUCUGCUUGUGAGCGAUGGCCAGCCUCACCGAUCUCGUUAACCUCAACCUCAGCGACUACACCGACAAGAUCAUCGCCGAGUACAUCUGGGUUGGAGGAUCCGGCAUAGACCUCAGGAGCAAAGCAAGGACGGUAGAAGGUCCCAUCACCGAUGCAAGCCAGCUGCCCAAGUGGAACUACGACGGCUCCAGCACCGGGCAGGCUCCCGGAGAGGACAGCGAAGUCAUCCUCUACCCUCAAGCCAUUUUCAAGGACCCGUUCAGGAGGGGCGACAACAUCCUUGUGAUGUGCGACUGCUACACACCACAAGGAGAGCCAAUCCCCACUAACAAGAGGCACAAUGCUGCCAAGAUCUUCAGCCACCCGGACGUUGCAGCUGAGGUGCCAUGGUACGGUAUUGAGCAGGAGUACACUCUCCUUCAGAAGGAUGUGAGCUGGCCCCUUGGCUGGCCUGUUGGUGGCUACCCUGGCCCUCAGGGACCAUACUACUGUGCUGCCGGUGCCGAUAAGGCCUUUGGGCGCGACGUCGUUGACGCGCACUACAAGGCCUGCCUCUACGCGGGGAUCAACAUCAGUGGCAUCAACGGGGAAGUCAUGCCUGGCCAGUGGGAGUUCCAAGUUGGCCCAUCCGUCGGGAUCGCCGCUGGUGACCAGAUAUGGGUGGCCCGCUACAUUCUUGAGAGGAUCACUGAGAUGGCCGGAGUUGUGCUCUCCCUCGACCCGAAGCCGAUCAAGGGUGACUGGAACGGUGCCGGUGCCCACGCCAACUACAGCACUAAGUCGAUGAGGGAGCCUGGUGGCUACGAGGUGAUCAAGAAGGCGAUCGAGAAGCUCGGGAAGCGGCACCAGGAGCACAUCGCCGCGUACGGCGAGGGCAACGAGCGCCGCCUCACCGGCCGCCACGAGACCGCCGACAUCAACACCUUCAAAUGGGGCGUGGCGAACCGCGGCGCGUCCAUCCGCGUGGGCCGCGACACGGAGAAGGAGGGCAAGGGCUACUUCGAGGACCGCAGGCCGGCCUCCAACAUGGACCCCUACGUCGUCACCUCCAUGAUCGCCGAGACCACCCUCCUGUGGAAGGGAAACUAAGCAAGAACAUGACCGUUGGCACGCUAUCGUCAGGGGUGACAGUCUGUGUAACACGUAUGCCUGUAUCCACUGUGAUGUCAGUUGGAUUUUGAUUUCCAUUUCGAUCUCGUCGCGUCGACAGGUCAUUGAUAGUCUGUUUUGGCGUCAUCUUGAAUUACUUCAGUUUACUCUGAAUAAUGGCCGUAACGGAUUUGCUUA